Messenger RNA from Vespa mandarinia (Asian giant hornet), 1413 nucleotides. RefSeq names its product Ubiquitin-specific protease 12/46 (gene Usp12-46). NCBI's taxonomy places the organism in Eukaryota, Metazoa, Arthropoda, Insecta, Hymenoptera, Vespidae. Gene Ontology annotation, molecular function: cysteine-type deubiquitinase activity. The record is from RefSeq and is a predicted model, not a curated record. Gene Ontology annotation, biological process: protein deubiquitination. Gene Ontology annotation, cellular component: cytosol; nucleus.
CGAUUGUGAUAACUUUAUUGACUUACUUUAGUCAAGGAUUUUAGGUAAUGAAUCAUUAGGUCACAUUAAGAUGGAGUUUAUAUCGUUGAUGAAUUUUAUGUUAAACAUUCGAUAUACAGUUGGGGCUAUAAAAUCAUAAAAUGGGUGCAAACAUAUCACAAUUAGAAAGAGAUAUCGGCUCUGAUCAGUUUCCACCAAAUGAACAUUAUUUUGGUUUAGUCAAUUUUGGUAAUACUUGUUACAGCAAUUCAGUAUUGCAAGCCCUAUAUUUCUGUAGGCCAUUUAGAGAGAAAGUAUUAGAAUACAAAGCUAGAAACAAGAGAACCAAGGAAACAUUAUUAACAUGUUUAGCUGAUUUGUUUCAUAAUAUUGCUACACAAAAGAAAAAAGUUGGUUCCAUUGCUCCUAAAAAGUUUAUUGCUAGAUUAAGAAAAGAAAAAGAGGAAUUUGAUAAUUAUAUGCAACAAGAUGCACACGAGUUUUUAAACUUUCUUAUUAAUCAUAUAAAUGAAAUUAUUCUGGCAGAAAGAAGUCAAACCAAACAGACAGGUGGAAAAGGUGCAGGUGAUGCUGGGUCUCCACCAGAACCAACAUGGGUCCAUGAGAUAUUUCAAGGAAUAUUGACUUCGGAAACACGCUGCCUUAAUUGUGAGACUGUUUCUAGCAAAGAUGAGGAUUUUUUUGAUCUGCAAGUUGAUGUAGACCAAAACACCUCAAUAACAUACUGCCUGCGUUGUUUCUCUAAUACUGAAACUCUUUGUAGUGAUAAUAAAUUUAAAUGUGAUCAUUGUAGUAGCUAUCAAGAAGCUCAGAAACGAAUGAGAGUUAAGAAACUUCCAAUGAUCUUAGCAUUACAUUUAAAAAGAUUUAAAUACGUGGAACAAUAUAAUCGACACAUCAAAGUAUCUCACAGGGUAGUUUUUCCAUUGGAAUUGCGGCUUUUUAAUACUAGUGAUGAUGCUGUCAACCCUGAUCGCUUGUAUGAUUUAGUUGCAGUUGUGAUACAUUGCGGAAGUGGCCCUAACAGAGGUCACUAUAUUUCUAUAGUAAAGAGUCAUGGAUUUUGGUUGCUUUUCGACGAUGACAUGGUUGAUAAAAUUGAUGCAUCAACUAUAGAGGAUUUCUAUGGGCUCACCUCAGAUAUACAGAAGAGUUCAGAAACUGGAUAUAUUUUGUUUUAUCAAUCGAGAGAUUGUAGUUAAAAACCAUUCAACAUAACAAAAGAAGUUAUGUUAAGUAUAGUCAUUAUCAUUUAAAAUUAAUGUAAUUCUCUAAAUUAAUUUCUACACAUUUUAACUGUACAGUUGAGAUUUUAUUUCUAAAAAUUAAUAUGUAUAUGAAUUUUUUUUCUUUUUUAUUAAAAAAAUGCCAAUGCUAAACUAUUAAUCUGGGAAUUGGUUUCCUACGUAAAAA